Hyaena hyaena (striped hyena) is the source of this 1897-nucleotide messenger RNA. RefSeq names its product potassium voltage-gated channel modifier subfamily V member 2 (gene KCNV2). Lineage: Eukaryota; Metazoa; Chordata; Mammalia; Carnivora; Hyaenidae. The record is from RefSeq and is a predicted model, not a curated record. Gene Ontology annotation, cellular component: voltage-gated potassium channel complex; membrane. Bases 1 to 1662 code for a protein of 553 amino acids. The transcript is spliced from 2 exons. Gene Ontology annotation, molecular function: voltage-gated potassium channel activity. Gene Ontology annotation, biological process: potassium ion transmembrane transport; protein homooligomerization.
AUGCUGAGGCAGAGCGAGAGGCGGCGGUCGUGGGGCUACCGGCCCUGGGGCAGCGCGGGGAGCGACGACGCGGCCCCGCCGCGCAGGAGCGUGUGCUCGCUGGGGGCGCGCUCCGGCUCCCAGGCCAGCCUCCCGCCGUGGCCCGAGGGCCCCUUCAACUACUACAUCGAGGAGGACGAUGACGACGGCGGGGAGGAGGACGAGCCGCGGGACGAGCCGGACGGGGAGGCCGACGCGCCGCCGGAGGCCGCCCCCGGGGCGCAGCCGGACGCUCCCGCCGCGCCGUCCGCGCUGAACGUGAACGUGGGCGGCCAGAGCUACCGCCUGGGCUGCGGCGAGCUGGCCUGCUACCCCAAGACGCGCCUGGGCCGCCUGGCCGCGGCCACCAGCCGCAGCCGCCAGCUCGGCCUGUGCGACGACUACGAGGAGCGCACGGACGAGUACUUCUUCGACCGCGACCCCGCCGUCUUCCAGCUGGUGUACAACUUCUACGCGACGGGCGUGCUGCUGGUGCGCGACGAGCUGUGCCCGCGCCGCUUCCUGGAGGAGCUGGGCUACUGGGGCGUGCGGCUCAAGUACACGCCGCGCUGCUGCCGCAUCUGCUUCGAGGAGCGGCGCGACGAGCUCAGCGAGCAGCUCAAGAUCCAGCGCGAGCUGCGCGCGCAGGCGCAGGCCGAGGAGGCCGACGAGCUCUUCCGCGACGUGCGCUUCUACGGGCCGCAGCGCCGCCGCCUCUGGAACCUCCUGGAGAAGCCCUUCUCGUCCGUGGCCGCCAAGGCCGUCGGGGUGGCCUCCAGCCUCUUCGUGCUCGUGUCCGUCGCGGCGCUGGCGCUCAACACGGUGGAGGAGAUGCAGCACCGGGCGGAGCAGGGCGCGGGCGGCGGCGACCCGCGGCCCAUCCUGGAGCACGUGGAGCUGCUGUGCAUCGCCUUCUUCACGCUCGAGUUCUUGCUGCGCCUCGCCUCCACGCCCGACCUGCGGCGCUUCGCGCGCAGCGCGCUCAACCUGGUGGACCUGGUGGCCAUCCUGCCGCUCUACCUGCAGCUGCUGCUCGAGUGCGUCACGGGCGAGGACCAGGCGCGCAGCAAGGGCUCGCCGCGGGAGCACGAGCUGGAGACGGUGGGCCGCGUGGGCAAGGUGGGCCAGGUGCUGCGCAUCAUGCGCCUGCUGCGCGUGCUGCGCAUCCUCAAGCUGGCGCGCCACUCCACCGGCCUGCGCGCCUUCGGCUUCACGCUGCGCCAGUGCUACCAGCAGGUGGGCUGCCUCAUGCUUUUCAUCGCCAUGGGCAUCUUCACCUUCUCGGCGGCCGUCUACUCCGUGGAGCACGACGUGCCCAACACCAACUUCACCAGCAUCCCGCACGCCUGGUGGUGGGCCGCGGUGAGCAUCUCCACUGUGGGAUAUGGAGACAUGUACCCAGAGACCAUCCUGGGCAGGUUUUUCGCCUUCCUCUGCAUUGCUUUUGGGAUUAUCCUCAAUGGGAUGCCGAUUUCCAUCCUCUACAACAAAUUCUCUGAUUAUUACAGUAAGCUCAAAGCCUAUGAGUACACCGCCAUGCGAAGGGAAAGAGGAAAAGUAGAAUUCCUGCAGAGAGCCAAAAAGAAGAUGACGGAGUGGUUGGCUCGAAGCCACCCACAACCCACCCCAAGCCAAGAGAGUUGAUGUUUCUCCUAGGAUGCGUGGCGGUAGACCCUGUGAACUUCUGUAUUCUCAGAAUUGACAACACAAGGUCACAUUUAACAAUCAUACAUGAAGGGCAUCCCGUUCAGAGUUCUGUCUCUAGAAGGGCUCGUUUUGGCCCCAGGUGGGACUAGAUCAUUUUUUUUCUUUCACCAAGUUCUAAGAACCAUGGCCACCCUCCUCUGGUGACAUUGGUCCUCAGCACUCCUAGACAGGA